Scleropages formosus (Asian bonytongue) is the source of this 871-nucleotide messenger RNA. RefSeq names its product H-2 class II histocompatibility antigen, E-S beta chain-like. Bases 42 to 788 code for a protein of 248 amino acids. NCBI's taxonomy places the organism in Eukaryota, Metazoa, Chordata, Actinopteri, Osteoglossiformes, Osteoglossidae. The record is from RefSeq and is a predicted model, not a curated record. Gene Ontology annotation, cellular component: MHC class II protein complex; membrane. The transcript is spliced from 6 exons. Gene Ontology annotation, biological process: antigen processing and presentation; immune response.
UCGAAUCACUGCUCAUCUCAUGUGCGCUGGAAACUCAAGACAUGUCACUUUUUUAUUCUUUUGCGCUGAUUGCAUUGCCAUUUCUGUCUGGAUGUGAUGGCUACUUCCACCAUACCCAAAGGGAAUGUCAUUUCACCUCCGGGGACUUGAAAGACCUUGAGUUUAUUGACAGGUACGUUUUUAACAAAGAUGAGUAUAUAAGAUACAACAGCACUCUGAAAAAGUUCAUCGGGUUCACGGAACAUGGAGUGAGAAACGCAGAGAGGUGGAAUCAAGAUGGAUUUUCAGACCAAGCCUAUGGCAACCUGGAUGGGUAUUGCAGGCCCAAUUCUGAGUUAGAGUUACAGAACAUACUUGGGCAUUCAGUUGAACCUUUGGUAAAAGUUAAAUCUGUGAAAUCAGGCAGUCAGAGACACUCCACUAUGCUGGUGUGCAGUGCAUAUAACUUCUACCCAGAGGGAAUCAAACUGACUUGGCUGAGAGAUGGGAAGGAGGUGAAGACUGAUGUAACUUCCACUGAAGAGCUCUAUGAUGGAGACUGGUACUAUCAGAUACACUCUUACCUGGAGCUCACACCCACAUCUGGAGAGACCAUCGCCUGCAAGGUGGAGCACAGCAGCUUUUCUGAGCCCAAGGUCUUCAAAUGGGAUCCCUCAACGUUAGAUGGAGAGAGAAACAAGGUGAUCAUUGGGGCUUCCGGACUGGUUUUGGGACUGAUCCUCUCACUUGCUGGUGUGAUUUACUACAAGAAGAAAUCAACCGGGAGAAUCCUGGUACCAACAAGUUAAUGUAGUUGUUUCACUGUCACAUGGAGAGGAACUUUGUGGAACUCAGUUUGGGAAAAGACUUACCUUUCAUUUCAUUUUUUUUU